Molecule: messenger RNA, 4174 nt
Organism: Onychostoma macrolepis
Lineage: Eukaryota; Metazoa; Chordata; Actinopteri; Cypriniformes; Cyprinidae
Gene: capn7
Product: calpain 7
Biological process (GO): proteolysis
Molecular function (GO): calcium-dependent cysteine-type endopeptidase activity
Source: RefSeq, a predicted model, not a curated record
ACCUUAUUUACUACAUGAUGUGGCAUUACUGGAACAUUUUAGUCUAGAACAUGUAAUAUUAGCGGUAGGAAUGUUGGGCACCACGUAAUGAAUGCAAAAAGAAGCACUGAAUUGUUUUUGAACCAGUUCUUUGAAAUGAACUCUUUUAAGGAACCGAUUCGCGGAAUGAGUCGGACGGCAUCCGCUUUGAAAGCAAUGACGUGUCGUGACAACAUCAGUACACGCCCACCGCAUCCGGAAGUACUGCGGGCUUGAGGAUUUGUUAUGAUGCCAUCAUAGCAAGUUAAAUCGUUGUGUUUUCACACCUUAUUUAGAGUCACUAAGUUUGAAAGCUCCUUGAAAUCAAUAUUUUUCAGCCUUGCCUUCUUUUAUUUCGGAGUUCGAGGUCUGGAAGUUCAACUCAAGAAAGAAACGCAAAUCCUCGGAGGAGCUGCUAUGAUGAAGAACAGGUUAAAAUGAUUUGCCAUAUAGCCGUUAAACUGAACUCAGUUAAUAGCGUUUAAACGUCAAUCAUGGAUUGUACAGCUCUUGAACUCGAUGCUAUUAAAUUUGCCAAAUCAGCUGUACUGCAUGAUCAGAAGGGGAAAUACAAUGAAGCUGUUUUCUACUAUAAGGAGGCUGCCCAGGCUCUCAUCUAUGCAGACAUGGCUGGAUCCAAACUAGAGAACAUUCAAGACAAAGUAAACGAGUACUUGGACAGAGUACAGACUCUACUCAGUGCCGUUCAAGCACAGAGCACUGACCCUCUGAAGAGUAAGCAUCAGCUGGAUCUGGAGAGGGCGUACUUCCUGGUGACACAGGCUUUUGAGGAGGAUGAGAAGGAAAACGCAGAUGAGGCCAUUGAGCUCUAUACACAGGCUGUGGAGUUGUGUAUUCAAGCGUCCAAUGAGACGUCAGAUCAAGCACUACAGGGGAAACUGAAGCAGCUUGCUCGGCAGGCUCUGGACAGGGCAGAGGGACUGAAAGACUCUCUUAGUAGACCAGCAAACCAGGACAAGGCCUCCUCUGCAUCCAAAGGCCCUGCUCAGGUGAGGCAAUUCUUUCCACUGGGCCUAGACUUCUCCCUCCAUGACAAAUCGCAGCCGGUCCGAGCAGUGCAGUCCAGUGAACCACAGGGUCAACGUUACACAGCGGAGGAGAUUGAGGUGCUCAGGAAGACCUCCAAGAUAAAUGGAAUUGAAUAUGUUCCUUUCAUGAGUGUUGACCUGAGGGAACGGUUUGCGUUUCCUGUUCCAUUCUCGGACAAAUGUGGGAAACUAGCUCUGUCGCCAAAGCAGAAAGCUGUAUUUUCACGCUGGGUUCGACCUGAUGACAUCUGCAAUAACCCCACCAUGAUCUACACUGUGUCCAGCUUCAGCAUCAAGCAGACGGUUGUGUCAGACUGUUCUUUCGUGGCCUCAUUGGCCAUCAGCGCAGCGUAUGAGAGACGCUACAACAAAAAAUUAAUCACAAGCAUCAUCUACCCACAGAACAGGAAAGGACAACCAGAGUAUAACCCUUGUGGGAAAUACAUGGUGAAACUGCACAUUAAUGGCGUCCCAAGAAAGGUGAUUAUUGAUGUUCCUCCUGUGGAUCGCAAUGGCGAGCUGCUUUGCUCCUACUCCAGUAAUCGCAAUGAACUUUGGGUGUCGCUCAUCGAGAAGGCCUACAUGAAGGUCAUGGGAGGAUACGAUUUCCCUGGCUCCAAUUCUAAUAUUGAUUUGCACGCUCUCACUGGCUGGAUCCCAGAGCGUAUCGCUAUGCACUCAGACAAUCAGUCCUUUAACAAAGAUGACACUUUCCGCAUGCUUUACCAGAGGUUUCACAGAGGAGACGUUCUCAUCACCACGGCGACAGGGGUCAUGACUGAGGAGGAGGGAGAGAAGUGGGGUUUAGUGCCCACACAUGCAUAUGCUGUCCUAGACAUCAGGGAAUACAAGGGUAAACGCUUCCUCCAGCUGAAGAACCCAUGGAGCCAUCUCAGGUGGAAAGGGCGAUAUAGCGAACGUGAUGAAAAGAACUGGACACCAGAUCUUCUCAAAUACCUCAAUUUUGACCCUAAAACCGCACAGAAGUUUGACAAUGGUGUAUUUUGGAUCAUCUGGGAAGACUUGUGCCAGUAUUAUGAUGUCAUCUAUUUGAGCUGGAGUCCAGCACUGUUUAAAGAGUCCUCAUGCAUUCACAGUAGCUGGGAUGGCAAACAGGGGCCGGUGAAAGAUGUCUACAGCUUGGCCAAUAAUCCUCAGUACAAGCUGGAGGUGCAGUGUCCUCAAGGGGGCGCUGCUGUAUGGGUCCUACUCACCAGACACAUCACUGACAAGGAUGACUUUGCUCAAAACCGGGAGUUUAUUACUUUAGUAGUUUACAAAACCAAUGGCAAGAAAGUCUAUUAUCCAGCUGAACCUCCUCCCUACAUUGAUGGGAUCAGGAUCAACAGUCCUCACUACUUGACCAAGAUCAAGCUGACUAGUCCUGGAACUCACACCUUCACACUGGUGGUCUCUCAGUAUGAGAAACAAAACACCAUCAACUACACACUAAGGGUGUACUCGGUCUGCAAGUUUAAUUUCUCCAAAAUCCCAACACCCUUCAUCCACACCAAAAGAAUAAAUGGCCAGUGGAAGGGGGCCAGUGCAGGAGGUUGUGGAAAUUACAAAGAUACCUUCAAGAACAACCCCAUAUACCAGUUUAACAUGGAGAAAGCAGGCCCUCUGCUAAUCGAACUGCGUGGUUCCAGGCAGUACAGCGUGGGCUUUGAGGUGGUGACCGUUUCUACUGCAGGGGAUUCUGGAUCAUCAAGCUCUCAAAAGAGAGGGAGUGGAGAUUACCGAUGUGGUUUCUGUUAUAUGGAGGUCGAGAACUUGCCUGCCGGGAUUUACAAUGUCAUCCCCACUACCUUCCUGCCCAAACAGGAAGGUCCAUUCUUCCUAGACUUCAGCAGUGCCACUCCACUGCGGGUUUCUCAGCUGCAAUAACAGUCCCAGAUCAUUGGCCCACCGGAUUGUUUCCGCAGUUUUGAGACACUGAAGAUGCUCUAGACAGCGCUUAUUGCUCACUAAAGCAUGGAUACUCUCAUUUACCAAAAUAAAUAAGCACCACCCACAGAGGGUACCUGAUAUAGUGCCAUAUUUGUCAUGUUAGCGUGUGAUAGAUAGUGUACAACUGCUCUGACUCCUGUGCCGCUGCAGUGCCAUACUUGGAGGAAGUGUGUUCAAUCAGCUAAAAACACACUCCUUUAAGUUCUGCAGUCCAAAGUUGCAUUCAAUGACAGUGUGUGUGUACACUUGACCUGAAAUGACUGUUUUUCACUCAGGAGACUGCAAUAAAACAGGGAUGUAUAUUAAUGAUGUCUGAUGAUAGAUCAGAGGGAUCUAUUUCUGUGUCUCCAUACCAAGGGCUCUUCCUCUGGUCUGUUCGCUGAUGUCCAGGUAGAAAGACUUCCAAGUUGCAGGGCUUCUCUCUUCAGCAGGCACAGAAUGAGUGCACUUUUAUCAAACAAAAAAAAAAAAAAAGAGAGAAAAAAUAUGCAUCUAUCUAAAGCAUUGUUUUUUUUUUUUUUUUAAGCUUUUAUCCCCAUCAUGUGCAUCAAAUGUCAAUUUGCUUGGUUCGAGUCACUAUCUACCAGCACAACAGAGUACUGUGUGUUUACAGAACAUAAUGGCAAUGACCUGAAUGCUCUUACAUCAUUAACUUUUGACUGAAUGUGAUGUUCUGUAAUGGGGAUUGCUUAAAGCUGAUUUUCAUUCGUCUGCUCUAAUGUAUUUAUUUGCAGAUUAAAAUGAAGGUGUACAUGUUAUCAGACAUUAUCACAUUUUGUUUUUACAAGGUUUUAUUAGAUAAACUAACAAUGAAUAUUAUCAUUACUUCUUUCAGUAUUUGUUGUUUUUAGUUGAUUUCCACAUUUACAUUUAUCCAUUUGGCAGGUGCUUGGUUUAUAUUUUGGCUGUUUAUGUAUUCCCAGGUUUUUUUUUUUUAGUAAAUUAAUACUUUUCAGCAAGGAUGCAUUAAAUUCAUCAAAAGUGACAGUAAAGAUAUUUAUAAUGUUACAAAUGGUUUCUAUUUCAAAUAAAUGCUUUUUUUUUAAACUGAAGACUGGAAUAAAGGCUGCUGAAAAUUCAGCGUUGCCAUCAAAUGAAUAAAUUACAUUUUACAAUAUAUUUAAUAAAUGAAUCAAUUAAUUAAUAAGCGAAUAAAU